Molecule: messenger RNA, 480 nt
Organism: Ilex paraguariensis (yerba mate)
Lineage: Eukaryota; Viridiplantae; Streptophyta; Magnoliopsida; Aquifoliales; Aquifoliaceae
Source: the annotation of a GenBank genome assembly
AUGCUGUUACAUCCAGCUAUUCCUUUGCUUGGUGGGACUGGGAAAGAUGGGAAAAGGAGCUUGACAGGAUGGCUCUCCAGGAUUCCUUUGCUUGGUGGGACUGGGAAAGAUGGGAAAAGGAGAUUGACAGGAUGGCUCUCCAGGUUUGAAUGGAAUGCAAGAACUCAAAUUACCAUGUGGUUUGACAAUACAAAAGAGGAGGCUAGUCUGCUUCGUGACUACGGAAACAAGUAUUGGAGCGGACUUCUAAGUGAUUAUUAUGGCCCCCGAGCAGCUAUCUAUUUCAAAUUAUUGGUAGAGAGCUUAGAGGAGGGUGAUGGUUUUCGGUUAAAAGAUUGGAGGAAGGAGUGGAUUAAGCUCACAAAUGAUUGGCCGAGCAGCAGGAAUGUGUUCCCUGUGAAGAGUGUGGGGGAUGCCCUUAAAACAUCCCGGUGGCUUUAUGAGAAGUACUUGCAAGAACCUGACACAUACGAUUUCUAA